AUGCACUCCAUACUCCAUGACAAAGUUCAUUGUGACGUAACGUGUAAGGUGGAGUCCAUCUACUUUACUCCUGGUAGUGUGAAUGAGAUACUGCAGCUUGGCAGGUCAUUUCCGCCCUCUCGUUGCAUCUGCUGGCUACAGCAAUCUGCAGAGAACGAGCUCGCAGGAGAUGUCGUUGUUGGGUAUCUGCUGAAACACUCUGCAAACAUUGCUGCUGUUAACAGUGACGGUGAUGUUCCCCUAGACCUAGCUGAAGAUGACUGCAUGGAGACUCUGCUCCGUGCAGAAAUUGAAAAGCGAGGAAUAGACACAGUGUUAGCCAAGAGGGAAGAGGAAGAAGUGAUGCUCCAGGAUGCCCGCCAGUGGUUAAACGGAGGCAAGAUAGAAGAUAUUCGGCAUCCGAAGACUGGAGCUAGUGCUCUUCAUGUGGCAGCAGCCAAAGGCUAUAUAGAAGUUAUGAGGCUUUUGCUUCAGGCCAAUUUUGACCCCAAUGUACGAGAUAAAGAUGGCUGGACUCCUCUUCAUGCUGCUGCUCACUGGGGAGUGGAAGAGGCGUGUCGACUCCUUGUGGAACACUUCUGUGACAUGAAUGCACUCAAUAAUGUGGGUCAGAGGCCUUGCGAUGUGACUGAUGAAGAGAUUGUUAGUCUUUUAGAAGAGCUGCAGAAGAAGCAAGAAGAUUUACGAAGUGAAAAAGAGGCAACUUUGAAACGGGCCAUUAUUGACACUGGCACAGAACAACCACUAGUAAAUACAAGCAAACAUAGGAGGAGUUCUGUUUGUCGAAUGAGCAGCAAAGAAAAGAUCUCUGUGCAAGAUCAAUCAAAGGAGAGGAAGACAUUAGGCACUAUAACGGUUGGUGGUGAAGAGGACUCUUCCAGUUCAGAAGAGGAAACUGAAUUACCCAGUGGGCUGGCCUGUAAAUGUGCCCUGUCACCAGACACUGUGUGGCACUUUGUGCAGUGUGUGGUCAGCCGCAGGGUGUUUUCAGGUCCGGGACCGUGGUCCAUUAAGUGGAGCCCUGACCUUGAACAGAUUCUAAGGAGAUAUACUCACCUGGAAGGCGAUGCUUGUUUUCUAUAUCUCACAUGA
Messenger RNA from Nanorana parkeri, 1092 nucleotides. Its product is annotated as protein phosphatase 1 regulatory subunit 12C-like. Lineage: Eukaryota; Metazoa; Chordata; Amphibia; Anura; Dicroglossidae. The coding region runs from base 1 to 1092 and encodes 363 amino acids. Gene Ontology annotation, molecular function: protein binding; phosphatase regulator activity; enzyme inhibitor activity. The record is from RefSeq and is a predicted model, not a curated record. Gene Ontology annotation, cellular component: cytoplasm. The transcript has 9 exons.